Molecule: messenger RNA, 360 nt
Organism: Rodentolepis nana
Lineage: Eukaryota; Metazoa; Platyhelminthes; Cestoda; Cyclophyllidea; Hymenolepididae
Source: the annotation of a GenBank genome assembly
AUGACAACAGAGGUUACUGGAACUGAAAAGAAAGGCUUCAAGUCCUUCUGUAAAUUUUCCAUAUUAGUCUAUGUUAUGAGCAUCUUCUUUGAUUUAAUUCAAAUUGGAUGCAGCUUGUAUUUGAUCAUUCCUUCGUCCACCCUACAUGGAAUUCCUGUGUCAGUGUCUGUAGUUGGUGCUAUUGCAGUAAUUAUCCAUUUGAUUGGGCUGAGUUUUCAAUGCAAGCCAGAAUCCACUUAUGGCCAAAAGUUGUUGCUUGGAGUCCUGCUAAUAUGUUUUGAAUAUCCUGUGGCAGCUGGCUUCGUCGUUAUUGCCUGCGGCGCCCUCGGAGAGAUAGCACUUCUCAUAAUGUUGUGUUGA